Messenger RNA from Sesamum indicum (sesame), 2330 nucleotides. RefSeq names its product Outward rectifying potassium channel protein (gene KCO1). Gene Ontology annotation, biological process: stabilization of membrane potential; potassium ion transmembrane transport. The record is from RefSeq and is a predicted model, not a curated record. Lineage: Eukaryota; Viridiplantae; Streptophyta; Magnoliopsida; Lamiales; Pedaliaceae. Gene Ontology annotation, molecular function: outward rectifier potassium channel activity; potassium ion leak channel activity. Gene Ontology annotation, cellular component: plasma membrane; plant-type vacuole membrane.
UCAGAAUCCAAUCCCUAAACCCCCCACCCCAAAUUGUCCAUCAGUUUGUUCUGGAAUUUGGACCCACUCCCAAUUCAAACCGAGUGAGCUCCGUGUGUGUGUACCAGCGGUUCUAGGCGAACCGGUCCAACACUUUGUAACACCAGAGAAGAACUUCGACGUAGUUCUGGAGAGGAUCUCGCACUUCGACUCGUGUCUUCUGAGUGGUUAAGAUCAGCAGCGAACCUGCGAUUUUUGGUGUCCAAUGCCUUAACUUGUGCGAUUCAGGAUGUGAUGAUAGUUUUUUGUUACUGUUUUUGAGAAUGUCCUGAAUCAUAGGACAGAUUUGCGCUUUUUGGAUAGUCUAUCGCAGUUGCUGUUUCUUGCAGAGCAUGAAUGAUCGGAAAUUUAGGAAACUGAUCGAAUUAGAAUUUUACCCGGGACUGAAAUGAUUGAAGUACUUGUGAACUUAUUGGAUCGGUUUUCUAUUGGUUGUUUCUGUAUUAUGUUUUACUCUCUCAAUAACUGUUUAAAGCUAAUAUACUGUUUCGUUUGAUCCUGAUCUCCGUAGAAUUUCAACACAGUAGAAAAGUUCAAAAAAAGUUAUUAGUAACAUAAUUGAGGGGACGAGAUUGAGUUUUGAAUGGCCAAAGGAUUAUCUCAGACUGCCAUUAACUAAGUUGUAGUUCGCACAGGGGUUUCCGUUUCGUAGUUCAGUUGUCCACAGUUGAAUGGCUGGUGAUGACGAGAAGUCCUUAUUAAUAGGACUAUUGACUCCCACGAGUCAAAGUGAUUGUAAGUCUCAUCCUAAGAGGAGAAGAUUUCGGCGAUGUAGAAGUGCUCCUUUAGCUGAAUUUGUUCCUGGUGAAAUUAAUGGCAAGGAUGAGGCACAGUCACCUCCACGUUCAGAAUCCUUUUUAGAUAGCAUUCAUCCCAGUUUCAGAAGGGUGAUCAUCUAUUUAAUUUUCUACUUGGCUAUUGGUACCAUUUGCUUUUACUUUGUCAUGGAUGAGAUCAAGGGAGAGAAAACAGAUGGGGUUCUUGAUUCUGUUUACUUUUGCAUUGUGACCAUGACUACUGUUGGAUACGGAGACCUAGUGCCUAGUAGUACGGCUACAAAACUUCUUGCUUGUGCUUUUGUCUUCUCGGGGAUGGCUCUGGUUGGCCUAACGCUAAGCAAAGGAGCCGACUACCUUGUGGAAAAGCAGGAAAUAUUGCUUAUUAAGGCAUUGCAUAUGCAGGAAAAACUUGGCCCAACUGAAAUUCUCCAAGAGAUGGAAACCAACAAAGUUCGAUAUAAGUGUUUUAUGAUGAUGGGCCUUCUUGUACUGCUCUUUGCAGGUGGGACAGUCUUUCUAGCUACAGUUGAGAAAUUGAACCUUGUUGAUGCAUUCUACUGUGUUUGCUCAACCAUCACGACUUUGGGUUAUGGAGAUAAAAGCUUCUCGACAAAGGCUGGACGUGUUUUUGCAGUAUUUUGGAUUUUGACAAGCACUAUUUGUUUGGCUCAGUUCUUGUGUUAUAUUGCUGAGCUUAACACUGAGAGCAGACAGAAAGCAGUUGUCGAAUAUGUUCUUACCAAGAAAAUGACAAAUGUGGAUUUGGAGGCAGCUGAUAUCGAUGCCGAUGGGAAUGUUGGGGCUGCUGAAUUCAUUAUAUAUAAACUGAAAGAGAUGGGGAAGAUCAAUCAAGAAGAUAUCUCACUUCUGCUGGAAGAGUUUGAAAACCUUGAUGUCGAUCAAUCUGGAACGUUGUCCACCUGCGACUUGAUGCUCGCACAAUCAGGUCCGAUGAGACCCUGAUUCCGUGCGUUUUAACUCUCAUCUAUGUCAUUUGGGAUUUAAGAGACUGAGGAUUUUCACGCUCAUGAGGCUGACUCUUACGUGCAUCUGUUGUGCUUUGUACCUAUAUUCAUGUUUUUUGGAGUGGCUAUAGAACUUUGAUCCCGUAAAACCUGUGAAUGAAUGGGUCCCAAAACCUCUGUGAUAUAUGCAACACGACUAUAUUAAGCAAAAGCAUUACUCAACUCCUUUGAAGUACUGUAACUUUUUCGUAUGGGUUAGAGAAAUUUGAUGCCUGUAUCCAAUUGCCGGCCUAUUAAUCUUGAUCAACAUCAUGGGCCAAGCCCAUCAAAUAUAACCCAGCACAGCUACAAGGCCCCAAUGCCUAGGACCUUUGCUUCCAAGACUCUCAGUGUUGUGGUUACCGAGAAGAUCUUUGUAGGAUGGUGGUUUUACGAUGGUAUUGGAACUUGAAAUGUACCCUUUUGUUGUAUUUUAAGGGAUGGAUUUGUACUAUAAAGAAUUAACAAUGUCAUAUCAAUAACACAUCAUAAAAUAUUCCGUGUGUUA